UGGUUUGCAGCUCAAGUCGUCGAGUUUAUUGCUAUCUUUUUACUGAAUGCUUUCACUCUCGCCACCUACAUACGAAACCGCCACUUACGCAAGCGCAGUACGUACCUGAUUUUAAAUCUGACUGUGGCCGAUUUACUGGUGGCAACAUUGGCUGGACCUUCUUUUAUAUCGGAAGAAGACAACCUGAAGCCGGUGAAUGGUCUUGAACAAGAUUUAAGUUGGCAAUCAUUUAUGUUUUUAACAUCACAGGAGCUUUCUUUAGUUGCUUCAUUAGCUAAUAUUUCAUUGAUCUCGUUAGAGAGGUUACACGCAACACUUUUCCCCUAUAGGCAUUGUCUUGUUGGAACAAGGGUUUACCUCGCCACUAUUUUUUGUAGCUGGUUGUUCUCCUUGACUUUGUCAUCUGUCAUUUCUCUUCUUACUUUCCGCGCUUCGUCGGCUUCUUUUCUGUAUGUCAUGGCAUCUUACAUUUUUCUAUCCCUUCUUAUUCUCACAGUUUCAUAUUCUAUAAUCAUCUCAACUGUCAAAAACAACCCUCACACACCUAAUGCUGGAACAGCACUUUCAAAAGAAAGGAAACUAACGGUGACCUUAUUUACAGUUACUGUUGUCUCUUUUCUGUCCAUUCUUCCUUGGGCUAUUUGGACUGUUGUCCCCCAACGCAUAUGGAGUAAAUUAUGCCCUGCAGUAGUUUCCCACAUCGAUUACUCGGUUGACUUACUCUGUCUUUUCAAUUCUAUAGUCAAUCCCCUAAUAUAUGCAGUAAGAAUGCAAGAAUUUAGGAGAGCAGCCAGAAAACUUUUUUGUACUAAGACAUCAGAACUAGCUCGAGUCCAACCCAUGGAACCUCUUACAUUGUAUGUACGUACUCAAGCAAUACCUGUUGAAGAACGAACAUAAGAAAUGGAAGAUUUCCUUAGAAAAGCGCUAACAAGAUUGUGGAGGUCUUCUUGCUUAGAUAUAUGUUGUAAUCUUUAUUAAUCAGUGUAACAAAGAUAUGAGUGGUGAAAUAAUAACAAAUGAAAUAAAAUAAAGUAAUAGUUAAGAAAUAGAACGCAAACUGCGGUGGUAAACAUUGUUAGAGUAACAUACAACUUCAGGAGGAAUUAUAUUGGCUGCAACGCUUGCAUUUCCUUACACAUGUGCAUCUAAAUAAAUGAUUCCUUGCCAUUCCAGUCAUCUCUGUCUCUUUGAUGUACAGUGUAACCCCGCUCUACGGACACCCGUCUACAAAGGACAGUUUAGUUUGUCCCGAGCGAAAAAAAGCUCAGCAACAUAUAUUUUAUGAAAUUACCCUGAUUUUUAAAAUCCGGACAUCCGCUUAAUUUGGACACUAAAACAUGGCCCGUGGGUGUUCGUAUUGACCGGCCGGCUCCAUUGUAAUUAUUUCAAAUGUCAAAAAAAAUCUUUAUUUCAGUGCGAUGGUUUACCCUUUUUCAGCCAAUGAUCUCGUCAUUUAAGAGGGAAUUUGAAUGAAAACGAUGCGAUGGUGAAUAACAAGUUGUUUUAAAGGCGCAAAAUUGUGGUAAAAGAAAGUAAUGUCGCACGCCAAAAUCUCACUAGGUUUUAGUUUGAUAGGAAUGAUGUACCCUGCUCAGAGGUCGUUCAAUUCCACAUUCUUAACUUCCGCUUGAUUGGGCUGUAGCGCCAACAUGGCCAAUACGUGGGGAGAAUUAUACAAUGUGUACUCAAUUUAGUACAUUAAGAUAAAAUAAAAGCUGAACUUAAAAGAAAAAAUCGUAUAAUUAAACAGGGACCUAUGCACCCUUACGUUGAUAUUCUUAAAAUAGCCUUGCUAGGUUUGGUGCCCUAACAUCCAGUUCUCACUCCUGAAUAUUUACUUCCGUCUUUGUGGGUUCCAGUCCUCGCUCCUUCUUAUUCACUUCUGCGAGUCAUUCUGCGACGGUCCGAACAGGUGUUCACACUGUACCGAAGUAUGACACGUACAAAACCUAUCCGAUAUGUCACACUCCACUUUUGAGAUCGGCGCGGUCGCUCCGUCACAUAAUGAGGACUUUACGAUCCAACGACGCGACGGCAAUGAAAACGUCUCUUAAAAAGUGAAUUUGCGUUCUUUCAGUCUAUAUCGCAAUUAUUCCUGCCCACUUACUUUGUCAAAUGUAGGCGAACCCUUCUGGAGUUGAAUUCCUAGGCACCAUAUCCAAGUACAGUAAGAGAAAUAAAAUUUCUUCGUUGCUUGUUUACGUCCUCCGUAAAACGCGAGAUUAGGCAUGUUCACGUCCUAGUCGUGCAAAAAUGGGCAGAAAAAUAUACAAAAAAUCAUUGUGCACGUGCAAAGCUGUCGUUUUGCUAAUAUAACCUACUGAUUUUUUGUCGUUCUCGUUACCGUCCGCGUCGUUAGAUCUUAAAGUCCCGACUUCGUGUCGCAACAAUUGUUCAACUGUUGAUUACAGAGACGUUUUGGUGGGGUCCGUUAUUUUCAAAUUGUCAUAAUGGUACAUACAUAGGGUUUUAAAAUGACUUAAGACUCAACGUAAGAUGGACGGUGCAUAAUUUAUUCGUUUUCGACAGGAUCUGCGAGAAACCGGGAUAUAUUUAUCUUGUUAAUAGCCACUCUAACAACAACUUAACUUGGGAACACGCUUCAUCAAAAAAUGAUAAUGAACAGAAGCUGAAGACAGCAAUAAACUUGUUGUGACGUUUUCCAAAUUAACGAAAGAACCUCUUUUUGCUUUUUGCGUGAACGCGUAAUGAGAUCGAAAUUGCUUAACAAAUAGUAAUAUACUGAGAAGGUUAUAAUGAAAUUGUUAGAAGUAAUACAGAAGAGAGUUGGAACUGAACGGACAGCAGUUCAAUAAAGGAUGAAAUAAUUAAACUUUGUUUUCAACAAAUUAUAACUAAAUGACGGUUGCAUAAAAUUUAUCUGUUUAUGUUAGUUCUCUAGAGACGGGCUAAUUUAUUGCGAAAUAAAUGCACAAAAAGUUCAACUCUGAAAACAAAGCAGUGUAUUUAAAGAAAAGAACAUGGAUAUUAUCGGUAAGUUAUUCCGAGGAAAAAACUUAUAUAAUAACUACCUUUAGUGCCUCUUGCGAUAAGUUCUUUACUUGUUUCCUUUUUAUUCUAAGAUAGACUAAGAUAUAUAUAUCAUGUGGAGCAAACUUUUCAUGGGACAUGAGUUUUGGCACAUUUCCAGGAUUUCGUAAAGAUCUAUGACAUGAAUGCGAAAAAAAAAAACUAAAAAAUAAAAUAAAAUAAAAAGCCGCGAAAGCGUACUCCCCCAACCUGCACGUGACGACCCUGUUAAAGGAAUCUUUGCGGUAACUUUGCUAUCUUAGAAGCGUUAUGCCUACAUAUUGUAAUAGCGAUCCUUUUUGUCUUUAAAUGUCAUAGCACGAAGUAGGAACCUAAGCACCCUAUGUUGAUGUUCUUAAAAAUAUACUUGCCUAGUACCUAAGCCUCAUUAUUCAAAGAGGCUGAUACGUUUUGGGCCACGUGGUCUGUACUACAUACGCCACUAUCGAUAUAUCAAAAUUCAUUAUGAUAGUGAGUCCAGGGGGACACAAACAAAAAUAAAUAUUUACAAAUGAAUAAAUAAAUAAGGGAAUAAACAUGUUAGUCCUUUUUUGAAGCCUGUAAAACUCUCCGUGCAUCAUGUUGAAUUUUAUGAUAUUUGAAAGAGGAUAUUCAUUUAGUUUUUAAUAAGCUCGACGCAUAGCUGACAUUUUCAUCAGCGCAAAGGCAUGGCAUAAAGUCACUUAAAAAUGAUGAAUAACAAUCAGAUAAAAGCAACCAGAAAGUGGUUCUAAGGAAUAAAUCUAUAACAACUCAAAUUAAGAUCUAGGAAUAGUUGGUUUCUAAAAAAUCUGAAUGUUUUGCGUCUUACUGAACUUUUCCAUUGUUUACUUAACUAGUUAAUAUAAAUUGUCAUAUGUUUUGAAAGCUAUUUGUUACUUAAGUUUAGGAAUAACCUUAUGUAGGUUCCAAAACUAAUAUGUUUGAUAACCUCUGCCAAAUAAGCAAAUAAGUGUCACAUUGAUUAGGCUAUGAUCGACACUACCAAGCUGCUUGUAAUAUAUACGUGAAGUCUUGAAUUAAAAUUCAUGCUUACUGAAAAAAAGAAAACUAGUUGAGGAAAUAAAAGUAUCACUUGUUUAUCUUGAGUUCCCUUAAAAGCCAGAAAAAAGAUAUUCUAAAUCCUGUCCAUAAUCGGCAAAAGAAGCGAAAAGGAAACAGUGAAAUUGAAAUUACUACACAGAGUCAAAAAGUACACUUUUCGACUGUAAGCCUUAAUUUCGGUUGCUAUGUUUAAAAUUACUCGCCAGAUAAGAUAUUGUCCAUUGAUUCUUGUUGCAUGGGACAAACGACCGAAACGUAAAUCCCUUGAAAUUUUGUCUAUUUUUUAUCAUUAACGAUUGAAAAGAAUAAUUUGCGUCAGUUGCGAGUGAAAAAAAAAAAAAAAAAAAAGAAAGAAAAGAAAAGAAAAGAAAGAAAAAAAGAAAAGAAACAAACAAACAAACAAAAAGAAAGCAUGGUAAGUUCAUCGUUUACAUAUCAAGAGGCCAUCAAAUCUACAAUCCAUCAUAUUAGCUGCCAUAUAUGAGUACUUUUCGUUUUAUUUUCAAUGACAACAGAAACAGUAUAAAGGUAGUGAGCCCUAUAGGCAGAUUAAACCAACUGGAUCAAGUUAAUUCCUCAAAAUUCUUGAUAUUCAGGCAAAAUUAUUUUUAAGUUCGUAUAGCAAGCUUACUCCUUGUAGACUUUCUUUAAAACUUUUGUCUAUUUCUCGGCACGGAUUCACUGAUGUUAAUUUUUCCUGCAUAUACUCCUCAAAAAGUAGGUAACAUCUAUCCUGCGAUAUGUUUUAUGUAUUUCUGCACUUCUUCCUUUCAGUAUUAGUCAGAAGUUCAGCUUUUUGGUCUUCGGAUAACUGUGCACCCGUUAUUUUAAUUAGGUGAGAACGGAAUCAUAACUGGAUUUUGUUUUUUACUUACCGCCACCUACACUGGGUUACGAUCUUUUUAUACAACUGAAAAACAAAUAAAAGAGUAAAUAAAAAUAGAUAAAUAAAAUUUUCGUUGUUUAGGGCAAUUGAACAACUUUAUUAGUGAAGGAAACAUACUGGUCAUUAUAGUGAUGUAUUAAUUACCCUGGAAUUUAACUGAACAUCAAUGAAAAAUUAACAACGUGCUUUGUGCUUACUUCAAACGGAACAGCUGCACGCUAAAGGACCUAAGGUUACAAAUUUUUGGUGUUCAAGUCCAGUGACAGGCUAAAACAGUCACCAAGAGGUUCUCUGUGGACCUUUAGGGUAUUCAUUUAUUUGUUUUUAGUUUAUCUAUUUAUUUAUUAUUUUUCAUAUUUUUCUAGCACGAUCUCAGGUGACUUCAUUCAGUGUGUUUCAUUUCCCAAAUGGUCGUAGAAAUCCACUCCAAAGUUCUACUCUUUUGUUAAUUCUUAUUACUGUCACUAAGUGGUUGAUUUAAUUUACGUUUUCUUUUUCCUUCGUAAUUGAUAGUUACAUGCAUGUCAGAGAAAGCAACUGUGGCUGAUUUACUAUUUGGAACAACUGAAGGCCUGUUAUCCAUAUUGGAACCAGCUAUCCCUGAGAGGUACCUGUCAUGCUCUACAGAAAAGUGGUUCAGCUGGCAAGAACUAAUACGUUACCGACUUUGUAUUGAUUUCUUUAGAAAGAUUACAUGAUACAAUAUAUCCUUUCAAGCACUGCCUCAUUGAGAUAGAUAGUUUAUUCUGAUUAAAAUCGCAGCCAAAAGCUGAAUUAGAUUAAUCGUUACAAUAAUAAAAUCUAAUAAAAAUAUGAGAAAAAAUAUAAGAAAAAUGUACACAUAUGUAGCUAAAAUUUAAUUACAGUUGCUGUAUAUUAAUGUGUUCUUAAGUCUCUUCGUCUUAGCCAGAGGGACAUUAAAAUUCCUCUUUCGUCUUAAAUUGGAUUCACAAGUCUUACGAGGUGGCAAGAGCUCAUGCAGUUUAUGGUCUGAAUUACAAGUGAUGGAAUCAAAAAGUUUAGUUGUGAUAGACUGCCUGCGUCGAGAGAGCGUUUCCAAGUUGGCUUGAUGUAAUGGGUCGCUAUACGGUACAAACGGAAAAAAAUAAUUGUGUAGCUGUUCUAGCUCUGCGGAUAAAUAUGCGGGAAGCGCGUUGUGAAACACCGGGCAUGCGUAUUCCGUUACUGGGCGGAUACAGGUCAAGUAAAAGAUUAGCAGAUCUUUGGCGGGAAUAUUCGCUCUCUUCAGUUGUUUAUGAAAAUAUAAUGGACUCGCUACUUUUUUACUUAUUUCAGCAACAUGACAGCUCCACCGGAGGUCGGAUGAUAUAUUUAGACCUAACAACUUAACAGUAGACACUACCUCUGCUGCUUUUCCGUUGAUAACAAUGGGAGCAAAGUCCGUGGCUGAUUUAGCGAGCGAAAUCCGUAGUGCCUUACACUUUGACUCGUUUAGCUGGAACUUGUUUUGGUUAGACUUAGCGAUCAGUUCCUUCACAUCAGAUUGGAUACGGCUGUCUUCCUUCUUGUGAACACACUCUGCAAUAGUUGUGUCAUCCACGUAUUUCCACAGUUCCGUGUUACUAAUGUUGAUGUCAUCAAGCAUGAGAAUAAACAGCCACGGCCCGAGCUUGGUUCCCUGAGGCACCCCUGCCGGUACGUUCCUCCAUUCAGACAAGCAAAAGGAAAGGUUUACUUUAGGAUUAUUGUUUUCAGUUGGUUGCUGGCAUUGGCUCUAGUCUAGUUUGUGUUUGCUUUUCUUUUAUUGCGUGUUUCGAUUGUAUUCCCAUACGUAUGCAUCUUUCGUUUUUAUCACCCUUCUAAUUCUCGCAGUCUCUUAUGUUAGGAUUAUUCUAAACGUCAACUGAAAUAUCCUCCCUCGGCAUAGCACUUUGGCUCGUUACUUUUGGGAGAGCGAAAACUAUCGCUAACAUUAUUUAUAAUGACCGUGGCCUCGUUUCUGACCAUUCUUUCUGCCGUUAUUUGGGAUGCCAUAAUUGCAGACCACUUGUGGCAGGAUGAAGUUUCUUCAGCGAUAGCUUAUCGUAUCUCUUAUACGUUUGGCGCAUUGUAUUUAUUCAAUCCUAUCUUGAAUCCCUUAUUUAUGCUAUAAGAAUGCAGGAGUUCAGGAGAGCAGCUAAGAAACUUAUUUGUAAGAAGAAAUCAGAAUCAAUUAAUAUCGAACCUGUUGAAAGUCUUGCGAUGUAGCAGUCUGUCCUUCACUCACGAUCCUGUCCAUCUAUUAGACAAGUUAGCCACUUUUGAGCAUCUUAUUCUCGUUAGAAUGUCUGUCUUUUGUUUAGUUUUUCUUCCAGCGAAAUCCGCUGCGCUCACUUGAGUCCCCACAAUCCAAUGGCUGUCAGUGUAUUGCUCCAUGUCAGGUACUCCGGAUUCCCAUCCGUAAUCGGAGAAACCUUUGCUCGUGGAAUCCAGAAUCUGGGAAUUUUUUCUCGGAUUUUUGCUCGUGGAAUUCCAAUUCGAGGGUUUUGGAAUCUGUCAUCCAGCUUGAAUUAUCAGGGAUCCUGCAAACGAUUGGAAUCCGGAAUCCAAAUUCCACUGACAAGGAAUCCGGACUUCCAUUGUCUGGAAUUCGGAAGCGACACCGACCACAGUGGGGAAUCGAGAAUCCUGGACUGGGUUGGAUUACCUCGCAUGGGACUGGCUGACCCAGAUGAAUCAGGGGAAACCAACGAAGGUUUCCUCCUAAAUACACUGAAAACUCAUCUUAGGAUAUUCAGGGUCAGGGUACUUUUAGAUCUCUAGGAAUAUAUUAUAAACGGCGCUAAAAAAUUCGUAUCUGCUCGGUCCGACAUCCUGAGGGGAACUUGAGUCUUUUUCGAAAUCACAAGGGCUUCAGUAUUAUUUUCCCGAAAACUUAGUUGCAAUUUUCGACAUAUUACGAAAGUGAGAAUUUUUCUUAUUCCUCUCUCCAUCACGUUUUUGAAUCUGAAAAUUUCAGGUUUCCUUUCUUCUAUGAAAAAUAGCGUAAACUGGGAAAUGAAGUGUGAAAAAUGAAACUGCGGAAAAUCGUAAAGAAUUUUUUACAUUUUAGCUUCCAAGAUUGUAUAUAAAUGGAAGGGUCAACUAGAAUGUUUUAGCUGUCUUCAAGUAACAGAAAAUGCUAGGCAAUAUUUGCUUCUCUAGAUAAAUUACAGUAAACAGUCGUUGGGUGCCCCGAUACAUAAGAUUGUAGAUGAAGGCACUUUUGGUAUUAUGGGUCAAACCCUCCAUAAGCGACCAACCAAAGUGCGAAGACUUCGUGGUGGUCGCUUUUCUAAGUAGAGGUCCCGAAACACCUACUUGGAAAUGAGUUCAUUGAGUGCAAUUGCAAGUUGUAGUUCCAUGAGACAAAAGGUUAAUAGAUCAGUUGGUCGCUUACAAGAGGUGGUCAUUUACGUGAGAGUCCCGAGUUUUUAUAGUGGAGAGAGGCGACGACCAGAAAUACGUCUGCGUUUGCGGGCUAUAAAGGUAAUUCAGUGGAAAAAUUUGGGGGUUUUAGGAUAGGGAGUCACUUAUACAAAGCGGUCACUUACAAUUUUGUGAUACAUAUUUUUAAAGGUAGUCCUUACUUCCAAGUCUCUUCCGGAACUGAAAUCCGUUGAUCAAUUUAGUUCGGCGUAUGUAAAAAUCAUAAACAAUUAGUACAUAUAAAUACAUAAAUUGUACUCUCACUGCAUGACAGGCCUCAGGUCAUAGAACUUACUUUAAAUUGACUCGAACUUACUGCAUCCCACAUCAUUGUCGUGUUGAGGAAUAGAACUCCGUGACAAGGCCCCUUUGGAGGAUUACAGACGUUAUUACACAUUCAACUCACUAUCACUUUUCUGAUCGGCCGAAAGCGUACAGUGAAUUUUCGAAAUCAGCGCCUGGGACGUCUUCUAGCUGCAGCUUAUACAAUAAUCAUGUCAAGGUGAUGUCAUGUAAGACCGUGCUGCAUGAUUUCUUUGGGUAAUCAUGUCAAGUUCGCGCGCUUUGUGUUGCUUGCCGUCAGAGCAAGGUCAAGCUAAAGUACAACACAAACCGCCGAUACUCGAUGAUGAACUGAAAAAACUCAUUGUACGAAAGCGGUGUUUUCAAUUCAGACCACCCCAAGACGCUUCUGAACAAAAUGUUCUUCGAAAUCAUGCUGUAUUUUUGCAGACGUGGUCGUCAAAAUCUACGUCAAUUCAGAAAACAGCCGACUUCGAAGUCCACACUGAUGCAACAGGAGCCAAAUAUGUGUCAAAAGUCCGCGAAAAGUAAACUAAAAAUAACAGAGAAGAGGUUUAUGUAUGCUACUGAAGGCGUGUGGUGCCCUGUCGCUUCUUUCGAGAAAUAUUUACAGUAUCUAAACCCUAAAAAACGAGUUCUUAUUUCAACGACCCAAGAAAGAGGUGAGCUCAGAAGCCAUAGUCUGGUACGACAACAUGGUAGUUAGCGAGCGCCCGUUGGGCGACAUAUUGAGGCGAAUAUCAAAGGAGGCAAACCUGUCACGUAUUCAUACAAACCAUUCCAUCCGAGCUACAACCGUAACAAUUCUCGAUAAAUCAGGGUUUAAUUGAAGCUCGUCACGUAAUGACUGUCAGCGGGCACAGAAAUGAAAGUUCAACCAGGGCCGACAGCAAAACCGAUCAAACCGCCAACAGGAGAAUGUGAGAAACGUUAACUGCUGCCGGAGCUGGCAACUCUGCUCCCGAUGAAGACUCUGUGAGGUUAGAAAACCUUACAGCUGAAAAUAUAAAUUUGUCUACUCUUUUAACUCUCUCACAGGAAGAGCAUGUUAUGCGACAUUUACACUUUCAGACAACUCACUCCCAAGUUUCCAAAAAUGUCGCUUUUUACAAUUGUAAUGUUUUUUUUCAGUUAAGACUCAAUAUUUAUUGGUAUUUUCUUUCUCAACCAGCUUUUAUUCAAUUUUUCACAUAUUGUCUAAUGCUUAGACUUUUCGUCAAUCGAAUUAUGUGCCGCCGAUUUGUAAAUUUUUACACGUUUAGAAAUAAAUUAUCAGUUCGAAUUACUGUCGUGACCAUGUUUUUUACGUUCAAUGUAUAAUAAAACAAUUAUCGGUAAGAGUUAUCAGCCUCAGCCUCAGCCUUCGGCCUUCGGCUUCGGCAGAUAACCCCUACCUCGACCUUGAUUAUUCUGAAUAUCACAAAAACCUCAUGCAAUAAUUGUUUAGAACUGCCUUUAUUGUGUCUGUGGAACAUUUUGAGAAGCACUUCAAAGAAAAUCAGUAGUGUGUAUUUUUAGUCGAUAAAAAGAAAACUCUAUGUCAGAGUAAAAAUUACAAUAAAGUAAACAACAACUUAAGUAUUGUUUGUUUGUUUGUAUUUGUGGGUGAGGGGUGGGGGGGGGGGGGCUGGGCUGCUUUUAUGAUACAGGGAUGACUUUAUGGACAUGAAAUGAACUCUUUUCAGAAUAAAAGUCAUUCCGGUAUCAUGGGAAUAGCCCCUUUCUUGCUGUUACUGCGGAUGAUGAUGUUAUUUUGUUUUUUUUGUUUUACGAACGAAGCCAUGGCAGCCCAUGUCUUAAGAUAUUUGCCACGUGAUUAUCGACGACUCACGUGGCUGAAUGUCGCCGGAGCCUGACAUUGUGGACCUUAGGGACGGUGCCCACUAUUGUUACUGCGCACAUUUUCUGCGCAUGUCAAGGUAAAUGCGCGCGACGCGAAAGAAAUGCGCAACACGCAGGACACGCGGACUGGUUUUGUCUCCUGUAAGUCUGGGAGGUUCUAGUUAUUUCUUGUGGAAAGAAUGCGCCGUUUUUCAACAGAUGCAAAAUAAUUUCUAUUUACGUUGUCAAUUCUUUGAAAAUUAUGCGCAUGUUGCUAUUUCUGCCGUAUGAUCGAUCUGACCGAACAUUUUAUAGUCAAACAAAAGUCAAUUCUAAAACAUCAAAAGUUACUGCUUGAAGAUGUUACGCUUAGAGCUUGGGUAUUAAAAAAUCCCUUAAAAGGCAAGGACCAGUAAAUCAGAAGGAAGCUCUAAGUCCUCCGCUUGAUCGAGAAACUGCAAGCUUACCUUUCACUCGCGUCCUUCGCGUUUUAUCAGCUAAUCGGCUCAAAACACUUUCCCGAAUAUUUCUUUAAUUUUGUAAGAUUUUAUGUCCUGUAAUGUCCUGCUUCACUUUCUGUUUUUGCUCUGUUCCGUGGAUUGUUGUUCUCUCUGACUGUUAGCCAUUUUGGAUAUCCCAGAGCACUUCGCGUUGAGUGAAGCAAUAGUGAAAACUGACAGGGGAGGGAUGGGAAAAAAUGUAAAUAACCCCCGAAGGCAUUAAGUUAAGGUCGAAACCAACCAAUUUAACCUCUAAAAAUGCGUGGUAACCCCUACUUCUUAUCUUACCAAAUGAAAGUAAUAUGCCUACUCAUGAUCAGCAAACGACCAAUUUUUGGUUCGGCGAAAGUGUCGUUUACACUAUUUUUAAGGCAAAGGCGUGGAGAGGGGCAACUGCUGAUAACUUGCCAGUUGUGCUGUUAUUUAAAAAAAAAAAGACUACAGUCUGAAAUUUGGGGAAAAAAUAACUUUUUAUCAUUUUUCUAAAAAAAUGCCUAUUCAGCGUUUUUCUCCAUAUUGAAGCGCAGUUAUCUCUGAAAAAAUGCGUGGUUACCCCCAGUUUUCUUUUUGGAUUUCAAUAGCCACUGAUAUGAUCUACUUGUCUCACAUACAUCGUCAUUAACUGGGAAAAAAUACUUCCCAUUAGUGGGCACCGUCCUCAACGGGGUAUUCGGGGCCAAAUACGGGGGACUUACCGAGCCCCCAUAGGGUUUGACUAAAGAACUAAAACCCGCAAUCCGGAACCGAGGCCCAAGCGGAAUGACUCUGAAGUUUAGUGAUAAGGGUCAGGAAACUGGUGCAACCUGAACUGAAACUUGAUUCACUCAGUCUCCUAACCCAAAUCACUAAAACUUCAUAGUCAUUUGGCGUUCGGCGUGUUUUUUUUUUUUUUUUUUUUUUUUUUUCCGGACCCCGGGUUUUAGGUAAACCCGGCCCUGCAAACUUAGGGGGACUUUCGAGAAACGGGCCCCAGGUCUCUCUGCUUUGAAGCAGUUGUAGAGUUGGACAGUAACUCAUUUCCACCCCUCCCCGCUCUUUUACUUGCACCAUUUUUCGCGGAGUCUUUGACUCUCGUUCCUCGUUCCUUGUUCAUAAACCACACGGAAACGCUUGCUACACAGGCUACAAAAUAAUAAUAAUAUAAUAGAUUAAAAUGAAAAUAAAAAUAGAGAAAAGCGUACCGUGAUAUUUUGCGAUUUUGUCUUAGUUUUAUUUUCGUAAAUCCCGUGCAGAGGGCAUUUGUCACAAAUCAAUAAAACAUGUAUAUUUCAAAGCAAGAUUGUAAACUUACAACUGCCCUACAUAGAACCUUAUGAAAAGACAAAACAUAACUACUUGCUGUGUAUGCUGUCUAUGCAAUGUAUAUAUACUGUUCAGUGCUUAAAACGCAACUUGAGAAGUUCAGUAAGUGUGCACAGUACAAAAAACACCUGGACUCAUAACAUUUUUAAAAUUCUUAUUGUCUUGUUUUCGAAAAUGGUAUUAAUAUUCGCAUGCUUGAAUUUCGCGCAAUCUUUUGUUUACGUGUUAAUGGCGAAAAUCGCGAAUUUAAUACAAUCUAUACACCCCAGUUUGCUUUUUUGUAGCAUUCCGCUGAAAAAAUAAUUGUAAAACCACGCUGCACGCUCUGUUUUCUGCCGCUUUCGAUGUCCUUUGCAAACAACAAAUUAUUCCAGUUCCAGUUUUCUGAUUCCUGGUGCGCAAAUCGCCCGUGUUAAUGGACGAAUGCAAACUAGCUCUUUGUAGCAGGAAACGCAAAUUUUCCACAAAUUUAUUUAGAUAACACUUCUCACUUUCAAAAAAUUUGUCAUUGUGUUACACGCGCACAGAAAGUCGCUUCAGCGACCCAUGGGGAAAGCCCCCGUUCGAUAUACAUGUAUGAAAAUUCUAUCAUCACUUCGAGGCUUUCUGGUCAUUUUUCUACAUUUGGUUUGAUAUUCUUUGUGUUCAAAUCUCUUCUGGGAAUUGCGAGACAAUGGAGUGGGUGAAAAUUUGCAAUUUUGACCCUAAAGCCUUGGAGUCAUGUUAGAAUUUUAAUAUAUCGAACGUAGGCUAUUGUCAGUUAUCAUAUAAAACAUAAGGACACGUUAAUUAGAGAACACGUGACGGGAAAUGGAACAUAUGGACGACAUAAGGUCAUUGUGUUGUCUCCAAAAGCAAUCAAAUUGCCUUGAUCUAUUUAGAUUAAUUGUUGUUUCUUGGUAAACGUAUGUAAUGCUGGGCUGUCAUUGAAUUAAAUUGUGUCAGUCUUACCCUAAAAAGGAAGAGUAAUCAUUCAUGUUUGCCUUAAGUUGCAUGCAUAAAUUUCACCUGCUUAUCUGUUCUCCAUGCAAGGUUCUUAAUCUAAGGCGAAGUGCCAGUAAACACGAGAGCUCCUCACAAAACUGUUCAUAAAAGGAAGGAAGAAGGUUAAUGUGAGUAAGUAUACCAAAACGAAAAAGUUUAAUCAAAAGCGAAAUGGCUGCAGUGACUAAUUAUGUGCAUGUUUGGGAUGAUCAUUCGUGUUUUUCCAUAACUAAGGGAUACUUCUCAAGCGAUGGGUAUUCAGUAGAAGGACCUAAUUCAUAGCUGUCAUAUGUUGAUAACUCAGACAUUUAUUAAUCUCUAAAAAAGUCAUCCAGACCCACUGUCGAUUAUGACACGUGUUAUUCUCUCAGGUUAUUAGAAGGCACAAGAAUAUUUUUGUUAGAGCUCAGUUACCAAAUAAGGAUUAAUGCAGAAUUAUUCGUCUACAAAGCGAAAUUUUCUGAUGUACUUUUAUCAAAUAUGUUGAACUUUUUUCCAUGUCGAUGCUAUUCGAUUAUACGAUUAGCUAGCCUUAUAUUUAAAUAUUUCUAAGCUGUAUUAAAUGUUUUAAAAACGUUUUAUCCGUUUUUCAGCAAGCGAAAUUGAUUAAGAGGAUUUUCUGCGAAGUUACUUGAAAAGCACCUGUUAGCUGUGGAAUUGACGCCUGUUCAGACUGUUUAUGCCAAAGGUAUCUAUGACAACCACUUACCUACGGUAGUAUUAGAUCAUUCUAAAGAAUAGGUUCUCGUACCUGUUAGAGAGCGUUCAUUGUGGGUAAGGACUAUGAGGAUUUUUCAGUUUGGAAAAACAUUUUAAGGGUGGCCCCUAAUUUACUCCCUCCCCCCCCCCAAAAUAGACUUUCAUUGGAUAUAAUCUAGCGCAGCCCUCCCCACCCUUCUCUACUCAAAAAUCUUGUACACCAGAAAGUUGUAUUCACGACUCAAAGUGUCUCGUGCUUUGAGUUUUUGAGUUUUUGUGCGUACAAUUUUUUUCUGUUGUUUUUGUCGAGGAUAUCGUAAAGCGCAAAAUUUUUAUAGAUUUUUUUUUUUUUUUUUUUUUAAGAUCCAUGAAAACAAAGACUGUAUGUGUGAAACCUCGCUACGCAACUAAGUAAAGACUUUGUCAAGGAGUCUUAAUUUGUGGUAACUAUGUCAUCUUUGACGGGUUAUGCCUAGUAGAUAAUCUUUUUCUUCUCUUUGUCUACGAGUACGAAUUUCUAUGUAUAUUUCCAGAACUCCCUCAUUUGCUCUUGUUGAUUAACACAAAACGUACAGAAGCCAACUAGGAUAGGUGGGAUUUGUUUUUUAUCACAUUCUGUAGCCGUUGCUGCAUGGAGUGGGAUACAGCAUGUAGAGCCACAGUACUAUUUUAACCUUUUUUCACCUGGUGCGCAGGAGCCACUUCCACCAUCCAAACAAUAUUUUUUUUAGAUUAGGCAGCUGAAAAAAAAUUAUAUUUUGGGCAUUCAUCAAAAAAACAGUCAUCAUCAUCCCGGCCCCUUUCUUCAGUAAAAAAGGCUUUUUUACCUCGUUACAAAUUUCAGACGAGAUGAUCGUUGCUUGUCGGACUAAGCAGAGUUUUUUUGCCCUCUCAGGGGCCUCUAACCUUCGCUUUUCAUGAACCUGCUCCAGACUUGGUUUGCUAACUGUUGUGAGACCUACCUUGUCGAGUUUCCUCUUUUGUAUCUAGCCUUCUUCAAAACUAUUUUAGCUGCUUUAUUCAGGACUUUCUGUCUUCCCCCUAAUUUCUUGUCUUCAAAAACCUUCAUUUUUCGAUGACCAUUUUACCUGCCAACAUUAAGAUUUUUCCAGUUUUUUAGCAGUUUUUUCAGCUGAUAAGCCAGUAAAUCGAAGUACACAUGCUUAUGCUCUCAAGUAGCUGAACAUUUUUGCAUUAAGAGGGUUUAUCCUUCAUGAUAAUCACAAAAAAACUAGGAAGGAGUUCCAGCAAUUCGGGCUACAAAAUACAAAAAUAUAUGUGGCGGCAAAUAUACUCGCGCACGCGCACGCGCACCUUUGGCGCGGAACUACACAAAUCGAAAAUUAAAGUCAAAAGAUGGCACGACAAGUAUAAAAUAUUGAAUUAUGUUAAAAGACACAACUUUCUCUUAAACUACUUGCUUACAAAGUCCAAUCGUACUGAAUUACAGACUUAUAGAGUAGAGGAACAAACUUUUGGAACAUCCUGUAUAACCGCGCUGUAAGUACUGCAAUCUUGCUUUUGUGUACCGUUUAUUCGACAUUUUUGUUCUGUUUGUAGUUUUGUUUUCCAUUUUUGCUGUCUGAAUCUAGAUUCUACCGUUUUUCAUUGAACUUUGCCUCGCUAGUUUUCUACUUAUCAGAAAAGGUUGUUGUCAAUGAUUGCAGAUUUUUGCUUUGAAUCUCAAAAAAAAAAACAAAAAAAAAAACACGAAUCACUUUUACAGCUGUCGGUUAUCGCCGUUUUCAAUUCUUUGUAAAUGUAUUUGUUAUUCACAUCGCCUUCUUUUAUUCGAAUUCAAACCCUUAACAUUGGUAUGUGUACUUGGCUCUUUUUAUACAGCUUUUGUGCAGUUUUCCUCUCGCUCGAUUGAACUAAUCUUUACAAAGUAAUUAUUCAGCUGAAGAAAAUCUUUGCGGUAUUUUUUUCCCCUGGGAUUUUAAUAUCAAGCUCAUCAAUCUUUUUAUCCUUGUUUGACACUCAGAUUAUGAAUUGUCUACCACGACACAAAAACCUUUCUUUAUUCUAAAAGAGAGCUUAAUUAUAUUAAUAUAAAUUAGCGAGCUAAAAAUCAUGUUGUAAUGUGUUGUUUUGGUUUGCAAUCGAUCACGCGCUUCAUCAACACGAACGCGUCAUACUUCAAUAAACAUGUAGGUUGGAGGCUAAAGUAAAAUUUUCCUGAAACUCUUAAAUCUCAGUAGGACAAAAAUAGAAAUGCUUUUCACCGGCCUAGGUACGUCGGUCCGUAUUGGGAGAAACUGUGCCCUCUGUCUGCUGAGUACGGCCCGAGGCCGUACUCAAGACCUCGGGCACAGUUUUUCCCAAUACGGACCUCCCAGCCGGUGAAUAACACAUCUAUAUUUAAGUACGGCGGUGAGGGAAUGUGAAUGAAAACGAUGCGAUGGUGAAUGACAAAUUAUUUUUAAGACUCAAAAUUGGGUUACAAAAAAAGUAAUGUCGCAUGCCUAAAGUCUCACGAGGUUUUAGUUUUACUGGAAUCAUGUACCUUGCUCUGAGGUAGCUCGUUUCCAUAUUCUUAACUUCCGCUUGAUUGGGCUGUAGCGCCAACAUGGCCAUUACGUGAGGAAAAUUUUACAAUGUUUACUCAAUCUAGCGUAUAAAGAUAAAAUAAAACUGAACUGAAAAGAAAAGAAAAGAAAAAUCAUAUAACAAAAUAGGAACCUAUGCACCCUGUUUGGUACACUAAAUUCCAGUCCUCCGUGUUAAAUAUUAGAGAGGUUAAACGUCUAACGGGCAAACGCGAAUUUGUGCCUGGUGACGAAGUUUCCCCUACACUUGUCGUUUACUGCUCAUUACUUCUACACAUAAAUUAGCAGUUUCAUGCAAUUUCUUAUGCAUACGAUAUGUUUUGAUCUGUUUUGAUCUGCUCAUUUUCUAUUUUGAGAAAUUCUCAACUUGAAUCUGACGUUUGUCGUUUGCCACAUACUUGAAGCUUAAACUCUCUCUAUCUACUUCCGUCUCAGUGGGUUCCAGUCCUCGCUCCUACUUAUUUAUUUCCGCGACGGGCACACUGCACCAAAGUAUGGCACAAAACCUGUUUGAUAUCAAUGACUUUUUUUUUGAGAUCGGCGUAGUGCAGCUGCGCUCCGUCGCAGAAAUCGCUCGUUACCACAACCGUUCAACUGUUGUUCUAAGAGACGUAUUGGUGGGUACUGGUAUUAGUUAAAUAAUUUUCAAAUUGUCAUAAUGCUCGCUCUCCAGUCUACAUACAAGGGUUUUAAAAUGAGGAAAAGCAGGCGUAAUAUAAGAUAGCCGGGUACAUAAUUUAUUCGUUUACGACAAAUUUCCUUUUCAUUUUUGUAUUAUAUUUUUUUCAUUUGGUUUCGACUCCGUCUUAUUUUUUAUAAAGUUGUGAUAGGUUCUAUGCCUGGGUUACUUUCACUAUGGUUCUGCACUGUCCUAUAUCUGCAACAUAGCGGAGAAACCAGGAUAUAUUCCUUUUAUUCAAAUAGCCACUCAUGAUAACAUCUUAAGUUGGAAUUUCGCUUCAUUAAAAGAAUGAUAAUUAACAGAAGGUGAAGACAGCAAUAAAAUUGUUGUGACAUUUGUUAAAUUAACGAAAGAAUGAGAGCGAAAUUGCUGUUUAACAAAUAGUGAUAUACAUAACUGAAAAGGCUAGGUUAUAAUGAAAAUUAUUUGAAAUUAAAUGCAGAGUGUAGAGAGCUGGAACUGAACGGACAGCAGUUCAAUAAAGGAUGAAAUAUUAAUUAAACUUUGUUUUCAACAAAUUAUAACCAAAUGACGGUUGCAUAAAAUUCACCUGUUUAUGUUAGUUCUCUAGAGACGGGCUAAUUUACUGCGAAAUAAAUGCAAAAAGUUCAACUCUGACAACAAAGCAGUGUAUUGAAAAAAAGAACAUGGAUAUUAUCGGUAAGUUACUGCAAGGAAAAAAAACUUAUAUCACUACCUUAAUUGCCUCUUGCGAUGAGUUCUUUACUUGUUUUCUUUUUUUUUUUUGAUGGUCCAAGGUAUAUAUUAUGUGCAGCAAAUUUUCGUGGAAAAUGGUUUUUGGUGUAUUUCGAGGAUUUUCCAAAGAUCCUUGACAUGAAAUGGAAAUAAAUAAAUGAAUAAAUAAAUAAAUAGGUAAAUAACUUAAAAAAGCUGUAAAAAACCUCACAUCCCACUGACUACGUGACGACUCUGUUUAAGGAGUCUUUGCGGUAACUGUGUUAUAUUUAUACAAGCGUUAGCCCUAAUGAUUAGCAACCUUUAGUCUCUUUGACUUUGAGUACGACUUCAAAAAAGCAUCAUUCUGUUUAUAUUCCCAGAGCGUGCUCGGUUUUCUGCUGUUGAUUAACACAAAAAGAACAAAAACCAAAAAGGAUCAGUGCGAAUUGCAAGGCCAAAAGAGGUGGUGUACCAGAAAAGUGAUUUUCAAAAGCACAAAUGAGCUACGUUUGAAAAGUCAUGCCCAUACUUGUAUUCUCGUGAACGUAGUCUGAUCUGAAGUUUGUUAUUAGUAACCUGAAGCUUACAAGCCUUGAAACGUUUCUGGCAUAAAGUGUUACAGUAAGGUUUUGGUUGGACGGAUGAACGAAUGGCAAAGAAGAUAACGCCGCCGUAACUAUGAACUCCAUAUCGAUGAUUUAUGACAAACGGAAAAUAUGACUUAAGAUAACAUCCCCUAUGAAUAGCUAGACCACUUAAGAAUCGUACCUUAAAUGUUGCCAACGUAUUUUUACUUUUCGUUGUUGUCAUUCAUAUGGAAUCCAAGAGUUUCAAAAAUUUGUUGUCGAGAGGCAAACCCUUAAUGCGCGAAAUGAACUUCCUCUUAAUUUUCACGCUUCAAGGUAUUCCUCAGUUGCUUACUUAUAAUUUUCCGGUAAAAGUGACUCCAAACUAGCACAAUUAAACCUUCUCAUGGAUGUUACCAACAUCCGUGUGCCACUGAUCAACCUGAAGCAGGAAUUAUAUAUGAAUAGUCAAAAGCUGGGAUCAAUAGAAAAUUCUAUCGAUCGUUUAUUACGCCAAGAAAAACGAAAAAAAAAAAAAAAGCUUUUGUUAUUAAUUCGCUUCAGUUUCGGAAAAAAGUCUCUUUAUUUGACCUGAUGUAUUACUUACUAUAGAUAAGGGAAUCCCAUUUAGCGAUACACCAAUGCAAGAUUAACUUUUCUUUUGUUUUUGAAUAUUCUCCUUUUGAUGAAAAUAUACCUGCUUUUUUGCUUUGCUAGGAGUACUCAGUAAAACACAUGUUAACACCAUUUAUGGGCCAAUUGAGACGUCGUCGUUUUAUUGUUUUUUAAUUAUUUUAUCUUAUUUUUCUUUCUGCCUUACAUUAAUCUUUUUUUUGACUGCUUUUCACUUAACUUGCUAUUUUGUUUGUAUUCCUGUUCAAGGCAAAUUUCCUGAAGAAAGGAAGGAUAGCCACGGUAACUGUAACGCUUAGUGAUUAUGCAAGAAUGCUGGAGAGUUUUUAAUGCGACUGGCAGACUUUUUUCUGAAAAAGAAGAAAGAUUCUGGAAUGCAGCUUUCGUCAUUGAGAUUAUUGUCGUCUUUUUACUGAACGCUUUCACACUCGCUAUCUACACAAGAACCCGUCACCUGCGCAAGUGCAGUACAUUCCUGAUUAUAAAUCUUACUGUGACUGAUUUACUGGUGGGAACAGUGGCCGGACUUUUACCAAUACUAGAACCAGAUAACCAUAACAGGGACCUGGAACAGGCUUUCAGCUGGCAAUCAUUCGUGUAUUUCACAUUGACACAUCUAAUUCCAGUUGCUCAAUUAGCUAAUAUUUCACUGAUCUCGUUAGAGAGGUUACACGCAACACUUUUCCCCUUCAGGCAUUGUCUUGUUGGAAAACGUGUUUACCUCACGAUUAUUUUGUGCAGUUGGCCGUUCGCAUUAACUUUGUCAUCUGUGACCGCUCUUCUUUAUUUGCGCCCAUCGCCAGCGUUUCUGUAUGUAUUUGCACCUUACACUUUCCUUAUUGUUGUCAUUCUCACACUUUCAAAUGCUAUAAUCAUCUCAACUGUAAAAAACAAUCCUCUCUCCCCUAAUGCUGGACCAGCGCUUUCAAAAGAAAGGAAACUAACGGUGACCUUAUUAAUAGUUACUGUGGUUUCUAUUCUGACCAUUCUUCCUUGGGUUAUUUGGACUGUUAUCCUCCACCGCAUAACUGUAAGGAGUAAACUAUGUCCUGCAGCCUUUUACCGCAUCACUAAGUCGCUUUUUGCACUGUAUCUUUUCAAUUCGAUAGUCAAUCCCCUAAUAUAUGCAGUAAGAAUGCAAGAGUUUAGG
Molecule: messenger RNA, 20238 nt
Organism: Porites lobata
Lineage: Eukaryota; Metazoa; Cnidaria; Anthozoa; Scleractinia; Poritidae
Source: the annotation of a GenBank genome assembly